Messenger RNA from Besnoitia besnoiti, 1923 nucleotides. RefSeq lists its product as uncharacterized. The record is from RefSeq and is a predicted model, not a curated record. Lineage: Eukaryota; Apicomplexa; Conoidasida; Eucoccidiorida; Sarcocystidae. The transcript has a single exon. Bases 1 to 1923 code for a protein of 640 amino acids.
AUGGAAACAAUUGAGGGUACGCAGAACGAGAUUGCGAAAGGCUUCAAAACUCUGCAACGUAUCAACACCCGUUUCCGCAGAGCGCGCGUGCGGCUGUACGAUAAAGAGGCGUCCCUGUUGCUCGCCACGGCGGCAGCAGCGGUUUCUGACGGUAGUCUGGAGGCCCUGAGGAGGAAACUGCCUUCAUCUCAGGAGCCUGAGAUUCCGCCGUUUGCGUCUGCGAAAGGCAGCAAAUCGCGAAGCUCGCGUGAGGCCGCACAGAUCCCAACAACUCUCUCCAGCCCUCCUGGCAAGCUGCGAGACUCCAGCCGCGCUAUCCUGCCGCCUGCCACCGGGUUCACGGAAAUCUCGUCUGCCAGGCGCCACAGCAAAUCUUCUGGCGAGUCAGACCCGCAGCCGCCCCGCCUGCGAGACAUGCAGAAUCCCAAUGCCGUUUCAAAGAGGGGCGACCACCAGCCGUUCGGGGGAAGUUCACAAACAGGUGCCAGCGCCGCGGCGCGAACUGGCGCACACGCGGCCUCCACAGUCCUCGCGUGCCAUCGGCCUCAGCGUGAUAUCCCUGCAUGCAUCCUUGACCUGGUUGAAUCCCACGCAAAUGCCAUGACGCGAACGAUUCUGCUUACUAGCGAAACAGAGGCGCUCUUCAAACCCCCCGACUGGAUUCUACAGGAACGACGGCGGCAACAGCAGAAGCCCGCACAACACACCGAAAAGCGCUCAGAGUCGGCGCGGUCAGACACCCGCCGCGCGGCGGAGUCAAGCCUGCUGUCGGCGAGCACGGCUGACGAGCUGUCGUCUCGUUCUCAACUCGCCUCCGCAGGACACGAACCUGUCCCUUUGCAGAGCGCGGACUCGCCAGACGCCCGCGGGAGCCGCCAUGAGAAUUCUGCCUGUGCUACCGCGACGGCAGAGCAAACUUCAAAGAGCUCGCUAGCCGCCUCUGAAAUCGCCACAGCUUCGGACGCGCGUUUGACCGCCGCGAAAGCAGCGUCUGCGUUGCGGGCGAGUUCUCUUCGCGACGCAACUCAGCGCUCUGCCGGCGACCCUCGCGGGCGCGGCGACGUGGGUUUUACCCGGGCGCCUGACUGUCUCGCGGAAGACGGGAAGACGUGUGGCAACAGCCCCUCCUGCGCCAGGCAGCGGUACUUGGACGACCGAGGCGGGCGCAGGCUGCUGUGCAGAACUCGCUGCGGCUGCGGCUCAGAGGACGCGCACAGCUCGCAGGCGACAAGUACCCCGUUGAGCCGACUCGAAAUUCAACCAGGAAAACUGCAAAAAAGCGCGACAAGCCCAGAUCGGGACUGCAGAGGUCGUGCAGAGGGCGGCGCAACAUCUGCAAGCGGCUUUGGGUACUGCGCGGACGCUUUGCGUGAGCGGAGGGAAAGCACGCGGGUGGUUGCCUCUGCCAGCGGAGGCGCGGAUGCAGACACAGCGGCUAGCUGGAGCAGGUCGUGCGUGAAAAGCUCGCCUGCGGGCUUUCGCGGACGCUCAGAAGGAUCGCGUUCUGUUUCUUUUUCUACGCUGACGAGCUUUCGCGGAUGUGGGGACGCACAGAAUGCACACGCGGCGCUGCCACCACGCAGCUCCGCUCGCCUCCCGGUGAGGCAGCCCUUUUGGCGAGCCGCAGGAAAACCGCGCGCUGCCGCCCUGCCGGAGCGCAGCCUCUCUAGCGAAGGCGCAGCAGCAACAAAAACACAUUCAAAGGGCGUUUGCGCAUCUGCUGGUGCAGGGAAGCAACGGAGCGACGCCUCCUGGUCACCAGGGGGGCAGAGGCGCGGCCAGAAAACCGGAUUCCUUGAGAGGUUUCGCCACGCGCAAGCGCCGAUAGAUGCGCGUCGGGGCCACUGCCAUCUGCAGGACUUCGCCCUCUACGAGGCAGUUCUUGACAAAUCUUUCCGGCGGUCGGCAUACGUGGACCUGUGA